UGAUAUUAUCUUCAAAGCAGCUGUAGUCUUAGAAGACAAUGACAACAUCUGAACAGUUCUUUUCAAUGCGGUAGCGAAUUUCUAUGGAGAUCAUUCAAGUACACCCGUCACCUGAAGCCGACCCCACUCAACAGCCACCUGUAAAGCCAACACACCGCCGUCGUCUCACCGGAGACGGACCCAUUGCCGCCAACAAGCGGAUCCGUAUACCACCUAUCUGCGUCCCCGCCAUUGUCCACCUCAAACGGGAAUUGGGUCUUCGCACAGACGGUGACACCAUCCAAUGGCUCAUCCACGAGGCCCGACCUCAACUCGUCCCUCCUACCAAACCACCCCACUCUCGCCCCACUCCUAAAGCUCUCAACCUUCCUAAACCCCUCUGCAUGGAGUACCACAGCGAACACAAGCUCGUGUCUUAUAUUCCAGUUGCCACUGCCGGCGCUACAGCUGUAAGUAAGCCUGUCAGGGCGACUGUGGUUCAGGCGUCGACGGUGCUCUUUGAUACUCCUGCAACAAUGGAUAAAGCAGAGAGACUAAUUGCUGGUGCUGCUGCCUAUGGGUCGCAAAUGGUGGUUUUUCCAGAAGCAUUUCUUGGUGGGUAUCCAAGCUACAUGGCAACAGAUGUUGAUUUGCAGAAGUAUUAUGCCUCAGCUAUUGAUGUGCCUGGCCCUGAAGUUGAUAGGCUUGCAAAAAUUGCUGGCAAAUAUAAAGUGCACAUAGUAAUGGGAGUGGUGGAAAGAGAUGGAGUAUAUCUCUUUAGUACAAUUCUGUUUUUCGGUUCCAUGGGACAGCACCUUGGACAUCUUCGCAAGCUAAUGCCAAUGGCAUCAGAGAGUGCAGUAUGGUGUUCUGGAGAGAAAUCAUCACUACCAGUAUAUGAGACCACAAUUGGAAAAGUUGGUGGCUUGGUUUGUUGGGACAACAAAUCACCACUUCUCAGAACUGAAUUAUAUGCUAAAGGGGUUGAGAUAUACUGUGCUCCUUCUGCUGAUGCAAGGGAAAUAUGGAAGGCAUCUAUGAUGCAUAUUGCCCUGGAAGGUGGCUGCUUUGUUCUUUCUGCAAACCAAUGUUGCCGAGGGAGAGACUGUCCAGUUCCUCCUGGAAAUUCAGAUAGCGAUACAUCAUUUGAUGAAAUAACAAGUCCUGGGGGUAGUUUUAUUGUUUCCCCAUCAGGAAGCAUCUUGGCAGGACCUAAUUACCAAGGAGAGUGUCUCAUCUCAGCUGAUCUGGACCUUGCAGAGAUCGCUCGAGGAAAGACAGAGUUCAGCAGAGUCGGGAAUAAUCUCAAGCCAUAACAUGUUGGUUGGACUGCAAGUGAGCGGAUCCAAUCCGAUCUUGUUUGCAAUGGGAAAGCAGAAGUUAUCAACGAGCUUUGAUGGUGAGUUGGCUGUGUAGAAAAUAGAGAUUGUUAAGUCCAGAAAUAACUUAAUCUUAAUCUCACUAAGAACAAUGGCUAGUUUAGAUGUUGCUCAUCGCCAAGCUCUGAAAAAAUAGUUUCCUGUGUAUAAAAAGUUUGGGCAAGGUAAUCAAAUAUGCCUGGUGUUACAGUA
Molecule: messenger RNA, 1550 nt
Organism: Manihot esculenta (cassava)
Lineage: Eukaryota; Viridiplantae; Streptophyta; Magnoliopsida; Malpighiales; Euphorbiaceae
Product: bifunctional nitrilase/nitrile hydratase NIT4B
Exons: 5
Coding region: 84-1295 (403 amino acids)
Biological process (GO): detoxification of nitrogen compound
Molecular function (GO): nitrile hydratase activity; nitrilase activity
Source: RefSeq, a predicted model, not a curated record